Messenger RNA from Astrephomene gubernaculifera, 802 nucleotides. The record is from the annotation of a GenBank genome assembly. NCBI's taxonomy places the organism in Eukaryota, Viridiplantae, Chlorophyta, Chlorophyceae, Chlamydomonadales, Astrephomenaceae.
AAUGCGAUGUUGUGUACCUUCGCUCAUAAUCGUUGCGCCGUGCGACAGUUAACUCCCCGUCCUGGAUGUCGCGGCAAGCUUUCAUGUGCGGCAGCCCCUGCCUGGAACCCUCAGAACACCCCAGAUCCAGUAGUAAUGCCUUCUCCCUCGUUCUCACCACUGGAGUCAGUCGAGGUGCAGCUGAAGGCCUUGCGCACAAACGACGACCCCUGGCUCAAUCACGGCAUCCAAACCGCGUAUGAGUUUGCAGCGGAUGCGGGCGGCAUGGAGCGGUCCAGGUACUUUGGGUUCUCCAAGGACCUGUACCACUUCGACCACUUUCUGGGCAUGUUUGGCAACAUGUUGGGCGACCUAGUCAACUGCCAGACGCAUGAGGUGCUGCUGAGCCGGGAGGCGGAGCCGGGCGUCCAUUUGGUGCGCGUGCGUGUGGUUGGACCCACGGGUCGGCCGGGAGAGUACGACUUCACGCUUGUACGCAAGGAGCUUGGACGCAAAGCGGGCUCAUGGAUGACGAAGAGUCUCCUGAAGGUCAAUCCCUAAAGUGGGUAGACGACCCACGAGUGGAUGCGUGCAUGAGGUUUAUGUUUGCAUACGCGAUGCUGCCGCUGCCGCAAUAAUGGUUUAGGCCCGCUGUGCUAUGGCAGUGCCGGAUUUUGUUUAAAUCAGCGCUUCCAGUCUGAUUUACCUUGUGUACAGGACGCCAAAGAAGAAAGAAGCCCUAACUGUUACCCCAUUGUGGAACCGGCCAUGAAUGGGUCGACUUCAUAUGUAGCAUCGAGCCUUACUUGCGUUGUAAAGGAAC